Molecule: messenger RNA, 1611 nt
Organism: Patiria miniata (bat star)
Lineage: Eukaryota; Metazoa; Echinodermata; Asteroidea; Valvatida; Asterinidae
Exons: 4
Coding region: 245-835 (196 amino acids)
Source: RefSeq, a predicted model, not a curated record
CGCUCGCGUGACUUUUGAAUGCCUUCGUAUACUGAAUUUAUUUUGGGGCGAUGACUAUUCAGCGAUGUAUGCCACUCGUGUAUAAGCAAAGUUUUGGCAGUUAAUAUGCAAUAGAUUUGUUGAAGUCGCCAUUUUGUUUCUAAAUUCUGUUCGAGUUUGGCUGCUUAAUUUGAUUCUGUUCCCUGUGUUACCGGAGUGCUGCAACUAAGUGGUUCGUAGACAAUUUUUUCGGCGGCUUGGCACGAUGGUGAAGUUGGCCAUGAAUACUGCGACGGAGUUGCAGGGACAAAAACCGCCCUAUCACCCGAGGGAACCGCUGCUGAACGACACGGUCAAAGUCCCUUUGGAGAGAGAUACCGUCGUGCAUAUGAGGCAGGGUAAUAGACGCUACCAACGCAGGCACGUAGUGGGCCUCGUCAUUGCCGGCCUCAUCAUUCUGGCAGUUGGUGGCGCCCUUGCCGGCUUUUACUUCACGGGGCAUUUUAGGACCGGCGAAGGACCAGACGACCAAUGUCCCGGAUGCAAAUAUCACGAGCCGCAGGAUCAUGGAUAUCACGACGAACACCGCGACGGUCAUGAUCAUGGUGGUGAGAGUGGAGGUCGGAGUGGUGAACAAGGGAAGGAUAAAGGAGGACAUGGAGGCGAGCGAGGUAAAAGCGGAAGGGGACGUGGUGAAAACGACGGCAAGGCUGGCCCCCGCCCCCACAAGGAUCCCAAGGGUGAACAUGCUCCGGAUGUAGAUAAAAGUAGCCAGAAAGGUCAUCGUGGUCGGUUUGGACCAAAGGGCGUCUUUGAUGGUCAUCCGAGAUCCAAGCACCACCUUCCUCUGCCGUAACGUCGCGUCAUCUUAUAGGAGUGGCACCCCCGAAGACAGUUGCCUAUAGCGAUGCUGACAGCUACAUAAUGUAUAAUAAUGAUAAUUAUAUAAUCUUUUUACACAGUGUUCAAACGCAAGGACAGAUUCCCAUAUCUGGCCAUCACUAAAUUUUCCCUUCGGUGACCUAUCAGCCAUCAUAAAGUGAUAAUAAAUCCUAAAACGCCAAAUUUAGCAGGGAAAAUAUUGAAGUAUUUACUGAAAAAAACCUUUUUCAGACCAGGCUCAUAGGGUUUGUGCACAGGUUGACAAGUAGUGGCCCGAUAUGGGAAUGUUUCCAAACGCAAAUACGUGUGAUGAAUACUUUUAUGAUAAAUACUUAUGAAGAUUUUACUUGUGAAUAAUAUUAUGUGGUUUGUUAAAAUUGGUUUGGUGUAUACAGGGUUAGUCAAAAAGAAAGUGACCUGGAUUAAUGAUUUCCCCUUAUAACCGCAAUUACGUUUGAUGCUCCAAUGAAGCAUGUAUUAUUAGAGCAUGUUCUUCCACUCGUUAAAAAAAUCUAAUUAUUGAAAUUGAUCCUUAAUUUCAAAAGUUAUGCAUGUUCUACCAAAGGAGCCCAUUUUUACUGCUGCCCAUGAAAUGCCAUUUUGAAGCCUUUUCAGCUUAGUACACGCAUGCAUUCAAAUACAAAAGUGAUAUCAAUCAUUUGAGUCAAGACUUACGCAUUAUUUUUACAGUCCGACAUUGUAUUUUGUAUAUUGAGGAACAAUUAAAUCGUCUUUAAUUCUAAAAAAUAA